This is a messenger RNA of Didymella exigua CBS 183.55, 640 nucleotides long. RefSeq lists its product as uncharacterized. The record is from RefSeq and is a predicted model, not a curated record. Lineage: Eukaryota; Fungi; Ascomycota; Dothideomycetes; Pleosporales; Didymellaceae. The coding region runs from base 112 to 489 and encodes 125 amino acids. The transcript has a single exon.
GCCCUCGCGACCUCUGUAGUGUCCGCGCCCUCACUCGCAGGAUCCGCGCCCUCAUGAUUGAAGAGCGCAGAAGAGACGCGCUCAUGCUCGACAAGGCCGUCGACGAGGCGAAUGGCUUGCUGGUCCGGUUCGAGGGGGAGGACAGGGAUGACUCGGGGACCGAGUGUCCGCCGUGAGCCGUCUUGGCACCGCUACCGUGCCAUUGUUGAUUCGCUCGAGCCUUGCACCGUCGUUGGCAGUGCCGUUGGUGGUGCUGUUAGUAGUACUGUUAGUAGUACUGUUGGUGGUACUGUUAGUAGUACCGUCAGUAGUACUGUUAGUAGUACCGUCAGCAGUACCGUCAGCAGUACCGUCAGUAGUACCGUCAGCAGUACCGUCAGUAGUACCGUUACCAUGACCAUUCUUGAUUCACUCGAGCCUUGCGCGGUCGUCUUGGUUCAAUACCAUUAUCAUUGCCGUUGUGGAUUCACUCGCACGUCCUGCUUUUGAAAGGUUGGUUAGGCGUGCAUACUGCUACUCUUGAUCCCACUGCUACUCUUGACCCCACUGCUACUCUUGAUCCCACUGCUACUCUCGAUCCGACUGCUACUCUUGACCCCACUGCUAUCUUUCCCCUCUCUACCAGAGUAGUGUAGAUUCC